Messenger RNA from Haliotis rufescens (red abalone), 12699 nucleotides. RefSeq lists its product as uncharacterized. Lineage: Eukaryota; Metazoa; Mollusca; Gastropoda; Lepetellida; Haliotidae. Gene Ontology annotation, biological process: regulation of transcription by RNA polymerase II. The transcript is spliced from 7 exons. The record is from RefSeq and is a predicted model, not a curated record. Gene Ontology annotation, molecular function: DNA binding; DNA-binding transcription factor activity, RNA polymerase II-specific. Gene Ontology annotation, cellular component: nucleus. Bases 73 to 10134 code for a protein of 3353 amino acids.
CGUCGCUAGAUGGCAUCAUAUAAGGCUGAGCUGUGUGUUUACGUAUGGCGCACAUGCAUAGCUCAGUAAAUUAUGGAUUUUAACCUCUUACUCGCAGAAUUGAGGAAUGCAGCUCAACAAUAUUGUCAGAAAAUAUCCGAUAAAUAUGCUGCAACCGUUGCCUACUGCGAAACAGCGUGCAAGACAAUUGACAAGCUUGAGAAUGUGGAAGAUUAUGAGAACAAGGUGAUCGGAUUAUGGAUAAUCCUGGGCUACAUCGGAGAGAUGUACUCUCGACUGACAACUGGACCCGUCACAAAUGCUCUGUGCCAGAAAUUGUUCCGGCACUGUGCACGGACUGUGUUGAACAUCCAGUGGCAGCAACUUGCCGAUGACAGCCAGAGCAAGCAGAACUUCCACACCACGCUGGAGACGUUCCACACCAAGCUGUCCUCGCACAAUUACACACGGUUCAGCCUCAUCCACGACCUCAUCCAGACGGGCUGGACCCACCCGACCCUGGGCCUAGUCAUGGCUGAAGAGGACGACAACGAGGAAGAGGAAUGUUUGAACUACAUCAAGCAAGAGGACCCUGUGAUCCUGAAGAUCCGUGUGGAGAUCAUGAUUCAGGAGAACUGUGAGGAGUUUGCACUGAACCUGUGCUCAUGGUGCCUUAAACACCCCGCUCUGACAGAUGACCUUGACAUUCGCCAGACACAACUGAUGCUGCUGCACAAGCUGAACCAGCAGGAUCGUCUUCAGGAGGAGUGUCAGAAGAUCCCCUGCCAUGAUGGCGUGCGUCUCAUUACGAGGCUUCAGCAGACGGAAAACAACAAAUCACUGUGUACUGAGCUGGCACAGACCUUCCUCGUCCAGGACUGGAUCCGACCUUCGGACCACUGCAGUAGCAAGGAACUGCUGACGUUGUGGAUCCGCCACCAGUAUCUGGCGGAUGGCGACCAGGACAAGUUCCUCAGCAGCGUGUGGGCCGUGGCCAAACUGUCCCGCUCCACCGAGCAGAUCGGUCUCAUCAUCGAUGGUGUGAGAGAAGAGUGUGGCAACAUGUUCCUUCAGCUGUACACAGACCUCUGCAUCUUCGCCAUCAACUACGACAAGAGCUGCCUGGAGAAACACAUGCAGGAGGGAGACAUGGACGGACUUCGGGAGAGACAACAAGCAAUGGCAGCCACGUGUGAGAAGCUGUCUCUCAUAUAUGCCACCCGCAACCCCAAAACCGCCAUGUAUUCUGCCGUCACUGCCUUCGCCCUCAACCCCAACCAGGCAACUCUGGCCGCCGUCAAGUCCUUCUACGUCAACCAGAGCCUGUCUCUAGUCAAAGACAGGGGCAAGGUGUGUUGUUCCAACUGUACCAACAAAACCGGAGAGUGCGAUCACCCCAGCAAAAGUGGCAAGAUCAACCCAGCCACGUUCUUCGAAGUGGAGAGGCUCCUGAACAUGCUCCGACCCUACUACUUGAACCCGGAUCACGACUGGCUGUCACUGGGCCCUGCAUGCGACAAGUAUCUCGCAGAGAGGGAAGCAGUCGCCCAGAACUACUCCAAUGAAGAUCUCAUCAAUGACAGUAGCUCUGUGAGCGAGGGAAGCAUCCCCGAGCUGGACCAGAGUGGGAUGAGUCCUCAUAGCUCCCAGAGGACCCUGCUCCACCAGCACCUCGUCAGACCCAUCAACUCCAACAUGCCAGGCUACACGGAACAAAUCACUCAGGUGUCGAAACAUCUCAAACCAUUCACUGCUGUGUCGGCAGCCAAGGGCCAGAGUCAAGAUGUCACAAGCAGCAGUAUUGCGAGUAUUGAGCCAACUCUACAACUGUCGGAUGCUGAGCUGGGAGACAAGCAUACUCUCAUCCGACAGUUGCUCUUUGCUACAGAAGAUCUCUCUCUGGCUGACCUCCCCGACACACAUACUCUGAAUGAGUUGCUGCAGCAGGGCAACAUUGACCUCAUGCCUGAGGCGUUUCAGGAGAUCACCAUCGACAACAAUGGUUCUGGCGGGGAGGAGAUGUCGGUGCCGGUGCCAGGCCACAUGAAGCACACCACCCCUGUGUCGGCAGCUGAUCCCCUCUUCUCGUCACUCAACAUCGCGGAACAGGAAGUCCCCCAACACGAUGCUGUGGCAGUCCCUCAACACUCACAGUCCGCAGGGCACACGCUACAACAGCUGCAGCUGCUGCAACAGCAACAGCUUCUUUCCAAGAUUGAAACUUUGAAAAACUGCAAACCACAAGCUUCGAACAAGAUAGCAAUGAAAUUAGUGUCAGCAUGUGCAACAACCAGCCAACCAUUUCAGUCAACGCCAUCCACACAGGCUCGAUCAGGACACAUACACACCAAGCACAUGCCAGGUAGUUCAGGAGCUGUGAAGCCCCCCUCAUCCGCGAAAUCAUCAGUGGGGUCAGCUGUAUUUCACAUCACCUCAGGCCUCUUACGUGUUCCUUCACAGCCACAGACCACCCAGUUGCCAGUACCCACACACCAGGAGCAAGCUGUCAUCCUUCAUGACCAGUCCAGGGGGACGUCACUGCCAGGUCAGCAAAUGGCAGUGGCAUUCACCGGGGGACAGGUGCCCUCCCAGUCUAUGCCUCAGUCUCAGUAUUUCACAAAUCUUGCUCAGACAGUGCAGCAACAAGUGGUUCAGCAGCAAGUGGUCCAGCAACAGGUGGCCCAGCAACAACAUGGCUCUGUUGCUGUCAAUCUCAUUGGAACUCGUGCAGUGGCCCUCCCUGUGUCUGCCCCGGUCCAACAGGCCUCUCCACCAUCGGUGAAUCUCGGUGUGCAACCCACAUCAACUGUUGCUCAGAUUGCACCUUCUAUUGCAGCUCAGCUAGCUCAGCCCCAGCUGGUACAGUCCCAAGUUCCGGUUGCCGUGGUGAACCAACACCUAGGACAGACCACGAUGUCCACAACUUUCAGUCCGGGUAGGCCGCAGGUUCUGAGGCAGCAGCAGCAGCAGCAGCAGCAGCAGCAGCAACAACAGCAACAGCAACAGCAACAACACCAGGGGAAACCACAGCUGGCAGGUGUUAACCAACAUCGAGUACAGAAAACUGAUCACAUGAAAGCAAGUUCUGUUGUUACAGCUAAUCUCCAACAAAUGCUCAAACUAUCUUCAAAGACUGUUACUACCACAGAACAGAAAUCAGUUCCUGUAGAUAAUGCUGUUUACACAAGUACAAAUCAUCCUCAUGUUGCUCUGAAAAGUAGGAGUCCAGUUUUUCCUAUUGUGAAGAAGAAAUCAGAAAUCACUGGCAAGACCAUGAUACCUGCUGAUGCUACUGCUCCAAGUCCUGCUAUGGACAGUAACGUGCCCUUUGUUCUCAAGUCCUCAUUAACCAAGCCAAAGCCCAAACCUAAGAGUAAGGCCACAAUAUUUACCAACUCGAUGAUAAACUCCAGAGUAACAACAAACACAGCAUUGUUAGGUGGAUGUGGCAAGCAGAGUCUGACCUGUGUAAAGCCCCUGCUCUCUAGUGGGUCCACAGUGUCCAAGCCUGGGACACUGCCCCAAGUAAUACCUUGUCCGAACACAGCUGACCCUUCAGUUGCACCAAUGACUGAUCCAGGCGCCAUCUCCACUGAAACGAAGCCAAGUCCUGUGGAAACAAACCCCAGCAUCUCCUCCUCCUGCUCAUCCACAGUAUCUUCACCAGUGGACGAUGUUGUUGCUCCAAUCUCCUCAACUGAUAAGCCAAAGAAGGCAUCAAAGAAGCUCUUCAAUGUCUUUUAUCGAUGCAAAAUAUGUCAAGAGCAGUUGCUGUCUCUGGAUGAUCUACGGAAACAUAUCCAGUCUAUAUGUAGAGCAGAAGAGUUUGCUCCGUCUGAUUCGAAUGGUGAAACAUCAGACCUGUCUGUGAAGCCUGGACAUUUGAACCCCAAACUUACCAUCAAGUCACUGGAAGCGUGUAGGGUAUACCAGUGCCCUGUGUGUAAGAUGUUUUGCGUGACAGACCCAGAAGUGCUUGACCACAGAACACGAUGCCUGAAGAGCAGAUGCAGACCACGAAAGAAAUGUGAGAAGCAGCCAUCAACUGAAGGAGUUCCUGGGCAUCCAAACACGGCAGUGGAAGGUUACAGAGGACCGUGCACCCCGCCUGUGCCGGCCGCAGCUCCACCUCCUCCACCAGAACCCCCUAUAGAUCUGGCAGCCCUGGAUUUAACAAACACAGACGAUCUGAAAAAAUUCAUUGAACAUUUCAAACGACAGGAGAUGAUGAAGGAGAAGGCUCAAGCGCCGCCAUGCAAACCGAAGAGUAAGAAUAAGAAAGUGGAAAUCCCUAAGGCUGUAGUGUCAGUUAUGUCUGGUGUAGUCGACAGGUUAGAGGCAGCAACAGAAACAAUCUCCACAACAGCAUCUGCAACAGUGACAUCUACUACCCAAUCAUCCGCAACAGCGACAUCAACAACCCAGUCACCAGCAGCAGCCAUGGCAGCCAUGCUACCACCACCAGGACAAACGCCGUUACCCUCCAUGGAAGCUAAAUCUAAGGCACCAAAACCAAAACCAAAAACAAAAACAACAAAACCUAAAAAAACACCAAAUCCAAAGUUCAAAGAGCUUUGUCAUAAUGGGAAUACCUUUUUCAAGUGCUUUUUGUGUAAACAAACAUUUUGCCGUAUGGAAAGUUUAGUUACUCAUUGGCCUGAGUGUUACAACCUCAAUGGACCUAUCAGAAAACCCAAGAAGGCGUCUGAACUAAAACUACCUACCUCGGGGAUGCUGGCUGUUGUCUCAGACGGUGGUGUUCCCGUUGCCAUGGCACCUGGGAUGUCAGGUGUGGCAGAAUCUGGUGAAACAGAAACCAGCUACCAAGAUGCAAAGGAAAUAAGUAAGAGUAUAUCUGGCUUGCAAAGUAAAUCCAAGAAAAAUUCCAAUAAGUCAAGCCCAAGUAAGCCCAAACAACCACCUGUGCCUAUAGACGGUAGGGAGCUGGCUAGGUAUGUAGAUGCCAUACAGUCUGUGAUAGACUCUUCAGGGCGGUAUGUUCCAGAGAGUCCAGAUGUGAUGGAUAGGACACAGGGAGACCUGCCUCUAGGAAGUGCAGGCAUCAUCAUGGCUGGGGCCGGUGAUGUCCCAACACUACAAGCCACUGGUGACAACACUGCAGCUCUGGUACCAAAGAAGAAGAAAAAAGUGAAGGCAGCAAUCCCUGCAGGUGAAGGCAACAGCGAGGGGGCAACGGGCGACGUGGGAAGUGCAGGCAUCAUCAUGGCUGGGGCCGGUGAUGUCCCAACACUACAAGCCACUGGUGACAACACUGCAGCUCUGGUACCAAAGAAGAAGAAAAAAGUGAAGGCAGCAAUCCCUGCAGGUGAAGGCAACAGCGAGGGGGCAACAGGCGACGUGGGAGGUGCAGCCUCAAAGAAAAAGAUCAAACCAGCUGGAGAUGGCAGUGGUGCUACUGAAGGUACUCCUGCUCCCAAGAAGAAGAAGUCCAAGAAAAGUGAUAGAAUUCCAACUGAUGAUGUGUUUGAAACUGUACCAAAGCUGCCCGGGGACAAGUCUUCACCAAAAAAGAGGAACAAGCCAAUCCCCAAGAAGAAGCAUGUGAACGUGAAGCAAAUGCUGAAAGACCGCCUGGAAUGUUUGCUGAGUGGGAAGAAAGAUAGAUGUGAUGUUAGGAGUGAUGGCAAGAGCGUUCCAUUAUCUCCCAGAAGUAAAGGCCGACCUAAACCACAGAUCCUGUCGGAAACAAGGCAGGUGAUCAUCAUUGUUGGCCUGGAGUGGGGUUGCGGAUGUGCUCCAUGUGGAACUCUGUUCCGGAAUCAUAGGAACCUCAUCCAACACCUGGUUAUCAAACACUUACAGCCAUACUCCACUCGCAAGGGGGAGUCUGGGGCAACUGUGUGCCAUCUCUGUCAACAACACUUCCCAGCUUUCAUCUCCUACUUGAACCAUACUCCUCAGCACUCCGAGAUCAUUUUAGAAAGAAUGGAUGCUUUGAUUGAAGAGAAAGGUGAUGUAGUCGAAGUGGAGAAGAGUCCAGAAAAGGAAGAAUCAGAGGAAAAUUAUGUUCCGUUUCCUGACAUUCAGGAAGCCCUGAACGACAUGCUGAAGAUCCGACAGCAGCAGACGCAGGGAGAUGAUGGUCUAAAGCUCCGUCCCGAGUCUGUUGGCGAUGUUCACCUCUUGUCCCCUUGUGCAGCAGCUGGUGAUCAUCAGACUGCACUGCCGACAUCCAUGUCCCUGGACUCGCUCCACGAAUUUCUGCCUGACCCUUCGAAAGAAAACGUUGAUGAACUUGCAGCUUUUGCAAGAAUGAUAAAUGAUCCAGCCCCUCAUUCAGACAUUACAAGCGGAAUCUCAGAACAAGCGUCAUUCCAGCCUGUAGCUCCAGUGAUCAGUUCUAAAGUCUGUCAGGAACAAGGUCCUGACUCGGGACCUGCUGCCAGUAGUGUGGUUGUACCAAGUUUCCCUGAUCAAAGUAUCAAUGAAACCACCAUUGCUGUUGAACCUAGUGCUGCACUUUCUCAGGAACAGGUUUCUGAGACCAGUGUGACUUGUAAGGAAGAUAUAGAAAGAGACUUGAUUUGUGAGACUCCAUCAGUAGAUGUGCUUCAAUUGGGUGACCAAAUGCCUCAAACUGAAGCAGAAGGCAUGACAAAUGUGGAUUCUGUAGAAGCUAAACCUAAUGACCAUGUCACAGGCAUUGAGCUGGAGAGUUUUGAAGAGAAAAAGAGUUUUGCUGAGGAAUGCCAAGAAACUGUUGCCCAAGAAUUAUGUAAUACUGGGACAGAAAGUGAGCCAUGUCCAUCAACAGGUAGUGUCAACACUCCCGCCCCUGUCGGAGGUGAGGAGGUUGGAGUGAGCAUGGCCGGACCUGCUGAUUACCUGGCAGAGGACAGCAGCGUCUCCACAGAUCAGCAAGUUCAAGUAGAUCAGAACCAAGUGAAUGUCAAACAUUUAAGAAGCCACCCAAGAAAUACUGAAUUCCUGACCAGCAGCAAGUCAGAUAUCUCAAGCCCUGUUGUUACUGAUAAGACUGACAUUUCUGAAUGUAAGUUGACCUUAACCAAAGAUGAGUCCAAAGGAUCUGAUUCACCCAGAGGAACUGAUCUGCGGAAAGAACAGGACGGGUCUUCUAAGUCAGAAGAUCAGGAAACUACUUCAGAGUUAAAAGCCAUUGUGAAACAUCUGAGAAGCAAUCCCAGAAAAGCUGACUUUGUGGGUCAAGAUGAAUCUGACUUGAAAAAAGCAACCAAAGCAGAAUCUGAAUCAGCAAGUCAAGAAGUGAAAGAUGUCCCUUCUGUUGAACAUCGCGAUGGCCUGCUGAGCUCUGAUGGGCAGGAUUCUGAGGAGGAUGUGGAAGCUGGUACUGAACCCAAGAGAAGUCUGAGAAAGACCAUGAACCGAGUAUCUAACCCUGAAAUGGCACACAAAGAGUUCAGUUCUGGAGACAGUGGCAACAAACAAGAUAGGGUUUCCACAAGGAGGGAAAAGAUGAAAGGCGAUGAGCCCAGAGUUGAGAGGAGGGUCAUGAAUCAGCCAGACCGAGUGUACAGGCUGAGGAAGACAAUUCCUGCUAAACAGUUCUACAAAGGUUCGCUAAAGAUGAAACCACGGACAUCCAGGAGCAGUAUCCUGGAUGUGCUACACAGCAGCAAGAAACUGUCGUCGAUGAAGACGCAGAGUAGACAAUCUGUUGGUAGGCUAAACAGGACUCAAGGCAAUAGGAAGGAAGAAAACAAAGUGCUCAUAAAACGAACCCCAGAAAGACCUCAUAGUGCUAAAUUUGUCACCAGAAGCUUAACGAGACAAAUAGUGGUUCACUCAAACGACAAUCGACCCAAAUCAGCUCCUGCAUCACAAACUAUUAACCCUGACCACAAUAUGUCUCGCAGGACAAGAGGAACUCAGAGAAAAAAUGAAUUUGGACUAAAAUCAUUUGAGGUUCGUCUGAACAACUUGUCAGCAGAGACCGUGAGAAGAAAGAGUGCUGAGCUGGUCAACGCCCCAGCUGAUGCAUUGCCGCGACGUGCAUCAUGUGAUGAGUUGACGCCAUCAACAUUGGGCAACAGGAGUGGGUCAUGUGAUGACCCCAAGUCACCACCUCCAUCCAAACAAAAUCCAACAAGUCCAUCAUUCUUAGAUUCCUUUUUGUCCUACCUCAAUACCCGUUCAGAUGAUGAUGAUCCUUUCAAGAAGCAAAAGCUGACAAAGAAAUGUGCAAGACAAGAGCAGAAAAAUGAGACUGAUAACUCUAAUGAAGAAACACAAGGGGGAGAUGGGAAACAGGUCGAAGCAGAUACUGCAUCAGAGGAUAGCAAGGAGGGUUCAGAAGAGUCUUCGCAUCAGAACGCCACUCCCGAAGACUAUCAAGGAACACAAGAAGAGGAUGCUGUGUAUGAUCCACAGUUGAAAGUUUUGGAGGCAGAGAUUAGGCCUGCAGAGACAUCAAUGAUUCCCACUGACACCGUUCAAGUAACUCCGAAUGAGACAGUAGAAGUUUGCACAGGUUACACAGAGAGUGUGAAGGAGGAUGAGCCGACUGAGGCCAGCAGACAGACUGUGGCCAUGAGUGAGGUGGACAUGGCCGACUGUCCUGACAUGGAAGAAGAUGAGGUGAUUCUCCUGGAGGAGUUCGGGGCAAGUGGAUCAAACACAUCUCAGGACGAAAAACCUCCAAAAGCAAACGAACAACAAGAUGCAACUGUGAUAGCAGCAGCAGCGGGUUCUGAUCAGAAAGCAGGAAGUGCUGGACACAAGCCGCUGGAAGCUGGGGCUGAGAUACAGGACACUGCCAUUGAAGACAAGCUAACCUGUGAUAACACAAUAGAUGUGCCAACAGAGAACAAAACAUCAUCUAAUUCUGUUGAUGCAACUGUUGUAACUCCACAUACAGAUAACAAGAAAAAUGGGGAGGUCCCCGAUCAAGCUAUUAACAAAAAUAAUGUUACUACACCUGUCACAUCUGAUGUCGCCGCAGACAACUCUCCUCAGAGGGAGGACAAGUUGAAAGGAGUGAAGUCCCUGAGAGAGAAGGUCAAGUCCGAACCCUUUACCUGGGAUGUUGAUGACGAGGAGGAUCAGAAGUUAGCUGAGCGGAAUCAAAGAUCUCUGAAAGCGUUCAGGCAGCAGGUGAGCAUUGCACCCUUCACUUGGGAUCUGGAUGAAGAGGAGCGAGCCCACGUAAUCACGGACAUUGAGCACGUGCAAAUUGCUCCCGUGUCCUCCUGCAGUGUCACACGGAACACCCGGUCCCGGAGGAGCAUGAAGCUGUCCACAGACUCACGGGACAGCAGAGGCAGCUCCGACAGUGAGAAGAAGGAAGCCAGUAUUGAAUGUGAAGCAACGCUCACAACGGUGACCUGGAAUGUAGAGGUGGACGAAGAUGGUGGGGAUGAUGUCGAGGCUGUAGGGAGGGUGGUGGACAAUAUCGACAGCAUCAACUGUAUCCGAGUCAGCAGUGUUGUCCCGAGUAAUUCUUGUAAGAGGAAAGUGACGGACAUUGAGAGCCAGGAACCACAUGCCAAAAGAUCUGUUGUUACAAUUUCUUCGGGUGAGAGCUCCCCUUCUGUGGAGAGUGUUGAGUUUGUGAGUGACACACUGCCAGUGGAGGACGGGGAUGCCAAGACCAGUGUGAUGGUUGUUCCAGCACCAGAUGCUGAUUCUGUCACUGACUCAAAUGAUAGUCUCAAGGCUAGCAGAAAGUCCGACCCUAAACCUGCCAUAGAUAAAUCAGUUAGAGUUGUCUCCCUCAGUAAGGAAAAUUUAAAUCAGAAAGUCACACGCAGUUCUGUGAUCCUGACGCGGAAGGCUGCCAAGUCGAAGGCUCUCUCAGCAGAUCAGCCGGCCAGCAAGAAAUCCAGGACAAGCUCCAUCCCAGUCACCAACCACAUGCCGGCCAUGGUGCGGCGCAGCUCCAAGAACAUGGGCUACUCCAACCGCAAACGUCCGGUCAACAGCAAGACCAACCCCCCUCCCCGGGUCCAGGUGAUUCGAGUUGACCCCAUCCUGGAGGGUGUGACCACACGGCGGUCAAGGCAUGGGUCCAGUGAACGCACGGUACACACGCCAGUCGCUAGUGAUCAGAUUCAACAAUCAGCAGCCACAGGCACUGACCAUAAGUGGACAAUAAACAAACGGAAGAACUUUGCAUAUCAAUUCUCACGGACACGAAGGGACAAGAAGCAGCACUGACAUAGUUAUCUCCCUUGUUUAUUGACAGUUAUCUCCCUUGUUUACUUUUCGAAAGUCAUCUUUGAAUCGAAAAAGUGUAGUAUUAUGUGGGGUGUGUGUAUUUGGGGUAUUCUGGAUCAAUAUUACUUGAAUGUAUUUUUAGAUUUCUUUGUAUCUAUUUUAUUAAUACAGAACAAAUUGAGAUUCAUGUUAAACCAGUCUUAGAAUUGUACAUUUUGUUGAAUGCUUCACAUAAAACCUACCACCAAUACAUUUUAUGCAUGUUUAACCUUGUUACAAAUCUGUUUUAGAGAGGUUCUUGUGCUAAUAGUUUAUGUUCAAUCAGUAGAGUGAUGUGAAAGAAUUGAAUCUUGUUUUGAGAAUUUGAUGAUCUACUUAAAUUGAAUUAGUGAUUUGGUGACUAUUUCACUUUAUCAUUCAAACUUGGCUUCAACUGGAAAUAUCGCUAGUAUCUCCUAGUAGAUAUCACUGCAAUGAAAUGAAAUGAUUAUACUUUGCAGGCCAUUGUGAUAUCAUUGGUUAACAUGACAUCACAAUCAAAUGACAUCACAAAUCUCUCUGCCACUGAAUAUUUACUCUCAAGACGGUUCACAAACAGAAAAAGUUGGCAGAAUGAUUUUCGAUGAUCAAUAGAAUCUUACUCUUGUGUCUUCUAAGCAGAAAUAUAUCGAGACAUGAUAAGAAUUAAAGUAUCCUUGGCAAGCCUUAGAUAUUUGUAACUAUUAUCAACUCAUCCUGAUAUUUUUUAUCUCGUAAGACACUUGGGUAUGCUGGAUCAACAAGUUGACAGCAGCAAGUGAGACAACUACAGAAUGUAACAGACCAGAUAUUCCUGCCAGGAACAACUUGUUCUGAAGAACAGAUAAUUCUUAUUUACAUGAGACUCAUAAUAUUCACAAGUUGUAUGAAUCAGUUUCUGUUAAAUGAACACAAGAAUACAGUAUCAGUUGUGGGAGUCAGCAUCUACAUAGGAUGUGAGCAGAUGAAGACUGGGGACUGUGGGUUAGCAUGUAGUUGUGGAAUCACUUUGGAACUUAAGCCUACUUAAUGGUGAUUCUACCCAGAGCAUCCGAUGUUCAGAACAUGGAAACUCAAUCUUUGUGUUCAGUGUUGCACUUUAAGUGGUUUGCAUAAUACGGAGUUCUUCUAGGCAGAGGGAGUGUAGCUGGAUAUUCACACAAGUAUCUGUUUAUUUUAUCUAUGAGGCAAGUGCAUUUGUUGGGCAUGUUUGAUGUUAAGAUAUCCAGACCUCAAGUCCAGUGUGGAGACAUAUUCUGAAUCGGGCUCAGGGGUCCAUUUCACAAGGCUAUCGUAGCGCUAACGUUAUCAUAAUUCCCAUACUUUAUCAUAGACUUACAACUGUCGUAGCGCCAACGUUAUCGUAAUUCCCAUACUUUAACAUAGACUUACGACUGUCGUUGCGCUACGAUCGCCUUGUGGAUCAGGGCCCUGGCUGGCACAUGAGAAUCUUGUAAUAAUUUCAUAAAAAAACAUUCAUAAAGUUUGGUCUUGUACAUGAACAUUAUUACUAAUCAAUUUGGCAUUGUGAUGAUUUUUAUGGGUAGUUGUAGAGUGUUGUUACUGAUGCUGUCUUUGGUGCUAUUAGAACCUUACGUAGUUCCAUGGUGUUGUACUUCUGUGGGCACCAUCACCGUUGUACAUUCAUCCAAUGCUGGGUAAGUCCUGUGCUUGUGGAACACGGUUCUUUCCACUUUUUCUACCAUUCUAGAUUAGACUCCUUUGCAUUUAGUCUUUCAGAUUUGUGUCCUUUUUCAAAUUGUCUACUUUAGUUUUAGACUGGUAUAUGUCACUGUUUCCACAUGUUGAACAGUUUGUGUGUGUAAAGGUCAUGUGUAGGUAUUGAUGAUUGUCUUGUAAAAAUUUCUUGACUGUCGAGGAGCUAAUAAUCGAUUCAAUUUGUUCUUUGUGUGUCUGGUCGUUAUGUCGAACAGACGGUCCAUCAUCACAGACUUCCUCUGUAGUGCUGGUGUCGCGAUGUCGAACAGAAGGCCUUCGAUCAUGGACCAUCACGGUUGUCGAGGCCUUUGUCAGUCAGUGUGGAUGCUGAGCUGACGUGCCCUAGUGGGCGGCAUGUAUAUAAACUAUGUACUGGUACAUACUAUGAAAGAGUCAAGGCAGCAUAUUUCUAGUCUGUUAUUAUGCAUGUUGAACAUGCCUCCAUGUCAUCCUACAAGUGUGCUAUUUAUUAGUGUUUAAUAUCACUUUCUCAUGUUGCAAUUUCAUAUGCAAAAUCAAGGCUUCCAAAAGUCCAUUAUCAUAAUCAUCUUGAAGCUGUUUAUAAUACAUGUUGUCAUUCAUCUUCUGUAUAUAAGUUUGUGUAUAUAUUGUAUGAAAUGUGAGUGGUGUUUAUGGCGGCAUAAUGUGUGUGCUUCCUCCUCGUCAGGCUUGUGCACAGGAAACCAGCAUAACUCCCUUCAUGCAUCUUCUACCACUUUGAUACUUUACCUACCUGUCUGCCAUACUGGCUUUGUAAAUCAAAAUAGAGAAUGUUUCAGUGUUGAUGCCUUUAAAUGUAUAAUUGGGACAGUAAAAUGUCACAGUUUU